AUGAGGGGAGAGAACCUCACCAAGGUCAACGCCUUCCUCCUGGUGGGCUUCCCCACGGCUCCCCGGCUGCAGUUUGUCCUCUUCCUGGCCUUCCUGCUCACCUACCUCUUCGUCCUGGUGGAGAACCUGGCCAUCAUCCUCACCGUGUGGCGCAGCGCCUCCCUGCACAGGCCCAUGUACUGCUUCCUGGGCUCCCUGUCGGCCCUGGAGGUCUGGUACGUGUCCGACAUCAUCCCCAAGAUGCUGGACGGCUUCCUGCUGCAGCGCAAGCGCAUCUCCUUCGUGGGGUGCAUGGCCCAGCUCUACUUCUUCAGCUCCCUGGUGUGCACCGAGUGUGUGCUCCUGGCCUCCAUGGCCUACGACCGCUACGUGGCCGUCUGCCACCCCCUGCGCUACCAGGUCAUCAUGACCACGGGGCUCUGCGUGCAGCUGGUGGCCUUCUCCGUGGUGAGCGGCUUCGGCGUCUCCGUGAUCAAGGUCUACUUCAUCUCCAGCGCCAAGUUCUGCGGCUCCAACGUUUUGAACCACUUCUUCUGUGACAUUUCCCCCAUCCUCAAACUGGCCUGCACCGACUUCUCCACAGCCGAGCUGGUGGACUUCGUCCUGGCCUUCAUCAUCCUGGUCUUCCCGCUGCUGGCCACGGUUCUGUCCUACGCACACAUCACGCUGGCCGUGCUGCGCAUCCCUGCGGGCACCGGCCGCUGGAGGGCCUUCUCCACCUGCGCCUCCCACCUCAGUGUGGUCACCAUCUUCUACACGGCCAUGAUCUUCAUGUAUGUCCGGCCCCAGGCCAUCGACUCCCGGAGCUCCAACAAGCUCAUCUCCGCAGUGUACACCGUCCUCACGCCCAUCGUGAACCCGCUCAUCUACUGCCUGCGGAACACGGAGUUUAAGGACGCCUUGAAGAAGGCCCUGGGUCUUGGUCACGUGCCACCGUAG
Molecule: messenger RNA, 939 nt
Organism: Echinops telfairi (small Madagascar hedgehog)
Lineage: Eukaryota; Metazoa; Chordata; Mammalia; Afrosoricida; Tenrecidae
Product: olfactory receptor 6B2-like
Exons: 1
Coding region: 1-939 (312 amino acids)
Biological process (GO): G protein-coupled receptor signaling pathway
Cellular component (GO): membrane
Molecular function (GO): olfactory receptor activity; G protein-coupled receptor activity
Source: RefSeq, a predicted model, not a curated record